Messenger RNA from Arabidopsis arenosa, 2236 nucleotides. The record is from the annotation of a GenBank genome assembly. Lineage: Eukaryota; Viridiplantae; Streptophyta; Magnoliopsida; Brassicales; Brassicaceae.
AAAUCCGUCAUACUAGAUGGUUUGUUUCCUGCAGGAUUAGACUGAUCCGAAGCUCUACACGUGAAUAAGGGAAUCUAUUUCAUAAUUUCUAGAUAUGACAGUAAGAAACGGUGGUUUCCCUGGAGAUUAUUGUUUUGAGACACCCGGUGGAGAUUACGAUGAAGGAUCUGAUAGCCCUAGUGCCUCUGAGGGUUCUAAUUGUUCCAAAAGAAAGCUCGGCGGGUUCAACUAUACUGACCGUGAUACUUUUGGCGUCUCGAAAAUGGUAUUACCUUUGUCUGGCCUUUCAUCAUCAGAUAGGAAGGAGUUGAUUCUUAGGCUAAGACAAGAGCUGGAACAGAUAAGGUUUUUCCAGAAGAAUUUCGAGAUAUCUAGAUCAGUGACUCUCACUAGUUCUUCUGCAAGUGGUUUGACUCGAGCCAAGAGUUUUGGAAAGUCGCGAUGCUCCACGGGUCCAGGGAAGACUGUGAAUCCUCUAAGUGCUGCUGCUAAACCGACUCCUGUCACUACUGCGGUUAUGCUUCUGAUGAAGCAAUGUGAGGCGCUCUUAAAACGAUUGAUGUCACAUCAGUAUGGUUGGGUUUUCAAUACUCCAGUGGAUGUUGUCAAGCUCAAUAUACUGGACUAUUUUAAUGUUAUUAAGCAUCCAAUGGAUUUGGGAACUGUGAAGAAUAAGUUAACUUCGGGUACUUAUUCCUGUCCGUCAGAGUUUGCUGCUGAUGUUCGGCUUACCUUCAGCAAUGCAAUGACGUAUAAUCCACCUAAAAAUGAUGUUUACGUCAUGGCUGAUACACUUCGCAAGUUUUUCGAAGUGAGGUGGAAGACCCUCGAGAAGAAAUUAUCUGGAAUUAAAGUUCAUACCGAACCGAGUAACUCAGAUGCCCACGAGGAAAAACAUAUUGUAAUACCUGUGCCUAUGGCUAAGAAGAGGAAGACAAGUGCAGUAGACUGUGAGAACGUCUCAGAGCCUGUCAAACGGGUUAUGACUGAUGGGGAUAGACUCAAGCUCGGCAAGGAUUUGGAGUCCUUGACUGAGUUCCCGGCACAAUUAAUAAAUUUCUUGAGAGACCACAACUCAAAUGAAGGGGGGAUUGGUGAUGAUGAGAUUGAGAUUGACAUUAAUGAUCUCAGUCACCAUGCCUUGUUUCAGUUGCGGGAUCUCUUAGACGAGCAUUUGCGUGAGAGCCAAAACAAAAAAUCAAGUGUUGAACCCUGUGAGAUAGAUCUUCUGCAUGGAUCAGUGCCAGGGAAUUCAUUAAUGCAACAUUGUGAUGGGAGUGAAUUGGAUGAUGAGGUUGUUGACAUUGGUGAAAAUGAACACCCAAAAUCAAGCAUUUCUCCUGUCACGAUAGAGAAGGAUCUGGUGUUAGGAAACUCUAAUGGUAAUAGCUUGGAAAGUGUGUCGGGUGAUCCUAAAAUGUCAAGUUUACCAAGGACAUCAAAGGGGCAUGGUACCAUGGAUCUUGAACCUAUGUUGGAUGGAGCUACAAGCGCUUCCCCAACAAGAGGAUCAUCUGUUGGUGGAUUGGAUCAGCUGGAAAGUGCAUCUCCGGAGAAAAUAAGUUCUGUUGAGGCGGAUUGUCAGCAAGAUGGAAAUAGUGCUCAGACUGAGAAGCAACUACCUCCUGAAAAGAUCUACAGGGCUGCUUUUUUGAAGAAUCGAUUUGCAGACAUAAUUUUGAAAGCCCGAGAGAAACCUCUUAACCAGAAUGACACGCGAGACCCAGAGAAGCUCCAGCGUGAGAGAGAAGAACUCGAGCUUCAAAAGAAGAAAGAGAAAGCGCGAUUACAAGCAGAAGCCAAGGCAGCUGAAGAAGCUCGUAGAAAAGCUGAGGCACAAGCUGCAGCUGAAGCUGCGGCUGAGGCUAAGAGAAAGCUGGAGCUUGAAAGAGAAGCAGCGCGCCAGGCAUUGAUGGAGAUGGAACAGUCGGUUGAACUCAACGAGAACGCAAAAUUUCUCAAGGAUCUAGAACUGCUCAAAACAGUCGACACAGACCAUUUGACAGAUGCAAUAGAGGAGGAUGGGCCUGAUGUGUCGCAUGAUGGGUUACGUAGUUUCAGUUUUGGGGGUAGUAAUCCUCUGGAGCAGCUUGGGCUAUUUAUGAAACAGGAUGAGGAUGAUGAGGAAGCUGAUCCGCUCACUUCGCCAGCCCCUGGAAUUGAUAUAGAAGAGGGAGAGAUUGAUUGAGCUUGUGUGCAGAUCCACAAAGUCAAACAAUAGAAUUAUCUGAAUUCU